This is a messenger RNA of Xenopus tropicalis (tropical clawed frog), 1631 nucleotides long. RefSeq lists its product as uncharacterized. The transcript is spliced from 4 exons. The record is from RefSeq and is a predicted model, not a curated record. The coding region runs from base 27 to 1238 and encodes 403 amino acids. NCBI's taxonomy places the organism in Eukaryota, Metazoa, Chordata, Amphibia, Anura, Pipidae.
GACAGUUAUCUCCAGAGCCCGAAUGGAUGAACAGGGAUAAACUAUUACGCCCUACUGAAAGACAAGACAAGAAAGAAAACAAUAAUCAAAUUCCUUGGACCAACAGAGAAAAGUUGCUUAAACCGGUUGAGAGUGUAAGCCCCAAGCAGAAUGAACAUCCUUACGCAAGGCAGUCAUUCAGAUCUCCCUCCUCUGAUGGAUGGAACAAAGAGCACCAAGGAGUGAAGGAGCCAUUGGCAGAACCCCUACGCAGAAACUCGCUGGGAUCCCAGCAUCAAUACACAAAGAGGACACCUGUGGCACAGAAGGAGGAGCUACAAUACAGGUCUUCAAACACCAGUGGAAGCCAGAAUCAGAAGACACAGCCCGGGUACAAGCUUUCAGCAGAGCCCCUUCCUGCGCAGGAACCACUAUAUAAUAGCAUAACAGGCUCCAGCUAUGAUUAUAUUUCAAAAAAUGACUGUGAUGGACUCAAGUAUAAGCCUGCAGGUCCACUGUCUAGCCAUACGCCAGAACCACAACCACAACAAUAUUCUGGUACGUACCUCAGCACUGAAUGGUCACAGUAUAAAACACAGACAGAGGAAGAAAUACCUUCUCCUAUACAUGUGCCCAAGGAGACAAUUCAUUUACGGACUGCAUCCCCUCAAGAAUCUGUAUAUAGGAAUUCCCAUAGACCUUACACAUCAUCAGGAGGAGCAACAUCUGACAUGGCAUACACAGGUUAUCUCAGGCCUCAAACUCCUCCAGUUGAAGCUAGUAGGAAUAACUCUUUGGAGGAUUAUAGACAGCCAUCAGAUUUAAUAAGGAAUUCUGCUGGUGGGCACAACUCACACAUGGAUCCCACUUAUGGUGUCUUCAAAGGGUCACAAAAGCCACACACUUCUGAAUCACACAAUAAAGACUAUUACGGAACAAUACAAAAUUCUGACUUACUUGGCUCUGACAGGUCAGUUUUGAAACAUUCUAAUGGUCCAUUGCACUCUGAGAAAUGGCAAGUUCAACAAGUAGCCACAGGAUACCACCUCAGUGAGGGACCACCAGCCCUAAGGCAGGUGCCUAAACACACAGAGUCCCGUGACAGUGACUUGUAUCUCAAUACAAGUGUGAAAGAUGGACAGGUAUUUAUCAUAUCGUGUUUGGAAUUGCAUGCGUGCAGUGUCUUUUUUUUUUAUUUUUAUGUAUUUUAUCUUAUUAUAUCUGUCUCCAAACAUGUAUGGUACAUUCCCUGCAACUGAACUACAGCUAACAAAAUGCACCAGUGUCACAACUGUAGGGCUUGGAGUUAAAAUCCUGAUAUUUGUCUAAAUGUUUUGCACCUUUUGUAACUUUUUAGGAUAUUUUCUGUUAUAUUUGUUCCCUAUUUUCACUUCUUACAUUUCUGGAGCCUCAUUUCUGCAGACUGAGAGGGUCAGGGUGAGAAGUCAGGAAAGGAGAGACAGGGCUUUGUAUCAUCUGUACUGGAAGGCUACUUCCAAGGUUGCCAAGGGCCUGUAUUUAUAAGGAGUGGUCUCAGAACAAGGCCUUGAGGUGCAGAGACAGUAGAUCAAAACUGGAAAGGGGAGAUUUGAGAACAAAGACACUGACACUGCAGUGAGACAGGUAGGGUGAAAAUCAGGAAGGGGGCUUUA